Molecule: messenger RNA, 294 nt
Organism: Diplodia corticola
Lineage: Eukaryota; Fungi; Ascomycota; Dothideomycetes; Botryosphaeriales; Botryosphaeriaceae
Product: ubiquinol-cytochrome c reductase subunit 8
Exons: 4
Coding region: 1-294 (97 amino acids)
Biological process (GO): mitochondrial electron transport, ubiquinol to cytochrome c
Source: RefSeq, a predicted model, not a curated record
AUGGGUGGCGGCGGCGAAAAGAUGCCCGGCCAGUACAUGGGCUGGUGGGGAAACCUUGGCUCCCUCCCCCAGAAGGGAGUUACCUCCUACGGUCUGUCCAACAACCGCCAGAAGCCCCUGGGCGGCGCUUUCCACAACGCCAUCUUCAACACCUUCCGCCGCACCAGGCAGCAGAUCCUCUUCUGGGCCCCUCCCAUGAUUGCCGGUUACUCGAUCAUGCACUGGGCCAUUGAGAACAACGAGUUCUACAACGGCAAGGAGGGUCGUGCUCUCAUGGGCGAGGAGGAGGAGUAG